Messenger RNA from Peniophora sp. CBMAI 1063, 1038 nucleotides. NCBI's taxonomy places the organism in Eukaryota, Fungi, Basidiomycota, Agaricomycetes, Russulales, Peniophoraceae. The record is from the annotation of a GenBank genome assembly.
AUGCCUGCCAUCCCUACUUCAACUCGGUCUUCUUCCGCACCCACUGGCCUCUUCUCCCCGGUCUUCCUCUACGCUCUCCUCGCUGUCCUCAUUGUCUUCGUCAUCAUCCUCAUCACCGUCUCCAACUACCGCGCCAUGUCCCGCCGCAAGGCGAACGCAUCUUGGACCGCCGGCCCAGCCCCGACGUUGUCGACCCGUCCUCAAUCGGUAUCCCAGUUCAAGCCAUUCUUACUCAGGGCGGACCUCGCACUGCCCCCGAACGCGCAACUUCGUCGGAGCGCCGAGAAGGAGUUCACUGUCGUGCGCGGCAAGCGAAUGUCAAGACCCAUAUCAUUCUCAUUCGAAGAGCCGGUGCAACCACCUCUACCAGUCUACACCUCGGCACCGCCCUCGCUCGCUCCCAAGCUGCAUAUAUCGCUACCCAAAGCGGCGCCCGCAGCCGAAAUCGGCCUCGAUACACCCCCUCCGACUCCCAUCGUCGCUGAACAGCCUGUCGAUGACAUUUGCAAGCACGAAGAGGCCUCUAGCCCAUAUAGCAUGCCGUCUCAGGACAGCGUGAGCUCGCUCUUCCGCGACUCGAGCGUAUCUUUCUCGUCCCUGCUGGACGCUUUCCCAUCCCCGCCCACCACAACCAACACUGCUAAGCCAACCCGCGUAUUCGAGGAUAUCUACCCGACCCCACCCACGACUCCGUUGAUACCCAUCUUCGAGUUCACCGAGCUUCCGGCGUCUAACGCCUCGACCGCGCUCGGCCACGCGCCUCCGGCGCCUAUCUCUCCCUCGCGUCCCAUGCGCGCUAGCGAUUCCGACAUCCUCAUCCUCGACCGGCUCUUCAUUCAAAGCCACCCCUCAUCUCCUUCCAUGGAGACCAUCGCGUUCGAGGAACCCCAGUGCCCACCGCACCAGACUUUCGCCGCCUACAAGGCGCCUCUCUUUACCGUCACGCCGAUCCCGGCCUCUGCGAGCUUCCGCGCCACCGUCGAGUUCGCCUCGGCGGGCGGCUACCUUACCCCACCGGCUUCGUCGCUCUGGUUCUGA